CGGUUAUGUUGGCCACAUAGCCGCAGCUAUAAAAAUAAAAUAAACGUCCUUUAUGUGGGGAAACGUUUGUGGCAGAAUUGACUACCUUAAACUGGCUUGAAAUUGGGCCCUGUCACGUGUCAACAGUAACGACACGAGAGCUGCUGGCUCCUCCCUUCAUGCUCGGCACAAACAGUCAUGGGGAACUCUGGUGACGAAUGAUUAGAGCGUUAGGGCGGUGGUGUCAACAGGCAAAGCGGCUGCUGGGCGCAAAGCAUGCAAGAGCCUUGAAGGUAGCACAUCGGUGCCUGCGGCUUCAAGUCCCCAAGUGGACCCAAGGUCCCCCCAUGACUCCCCCUCUCACCUAAGACCGAUAUCUGUAGGUGCGGGUCACCAUUUCUCUAGAACUGAAAGCGCCUGCGAGCGGGCAGGUCACGGACAUGCAUGGAUGAGCGACUCAAGAUUCGAGUGUCUGUGCAGCAAUGGCCGACAAAGAACCCUGUGUAUUUUAAGCCUGAUGGUCGACGGUUUUCUUACCCAGACACACUCAAACUUCGCGCCGAUUCCGCUUACCUGGUUCAGACUUUGAUCUCACCUGGCAGAACGCUCACGGCGAUGCAAAUUCGCGGGCAAACGUUGCUGCUGUCACGCUUAAAAGCCGGCCUACGACACGGCGACAGCGUGCAGUACAGCGCCAUAUGGACCACCACAGGCUACGAGGUCAACAAGAAAGGUACCAGGACACUGCUCCCUAUAGUACUGGAGCUCAAGGGUGAGAACAUAGUGCUGGCUAUGGUGCAGUGCAAAAUCUACCCUGGAGAAGGGAGCGGCGGCCAUUGGCAGUGGGGCCAGCCCCUGCGCGCCAUAGAACUAGAAUGCUCUGCGGCAUCAGAUGGCUCGUACAUUGACGUCCUCAGGCAAAGCCUCACUGGGCGCCGGAUGUUCUGAAACAUCUUCAGCAGCAUGUUCCUCGCGUGAUAAUCUUUGGUUGCUUGAGAAAGUGGUGUAACCUAUAAGGCGGACUCAUCAAUAACUCGUUCUGACUUCCGGGGAAUGAGAAACAAUAGAUGGCAUCACUGUCACGAACUAUUGGUACUCGGCGACCCUAGUGUCUGUAACAAGCCAGCCACAGACUUUCAGCCAUGUCUCAAAGUCACAGAAUUGCUACUAAAGUUCUGAGCUGCUUGAAAGAUUAGCUAAGCACACAUUUUAAGAAUUCCGUUUGGACAUCAAAGACGUAUGUUUGUUCCUGUAGUAAAAAAUAAAUAAAUAAAAAUAAAUAAAAUGAAAAGGGGGACGGUGCUUAUAAAUACUGAACUCACCUGUCUGCAGUCAGCAAUCAGACAAUUAUGUGGUUGUAACGGCACUGUCUCAGUUUUGCAUGGUCUUGUUGACAUUCAAUCAAAUAUGUUACAUUUGAAAUAUGAAAUUUUUUCAGCUUUUAUUGUCUGCCUGAAGUAGCGUAUUAAAUAACGUCGUGGUCUUCUGUGAUAAACGAAAUAUGCAGUCUUUUGUCGAGAAGGUCAUCUCAGUCCCGCCAGGUCUGGCACCAUUAACCAAAGAAAGGCUGAGGAUUACAUGAAACUGGACAUCUUUCUUCGAUCAGUCGCUGGUUGUGCUUCAGUGUGUCAUUGACAUAUAAAUAUUCUUCUAAGCCAUCUAGCCAUGCACUUCGUAUUGUUACAUAAGGUAGAAUCGAUUGCUUUCACGAAGGCAUGGAUUUCGGUGAACAAUUGAGAUAUGCAAGAACAUAUUUCUUUCUACCCUGUCUUCUCCCCCUCCCUUGUGUAUGUAUUUGCUUGUCUUUAAUCGUAAAACCAGUUCUGCAACGUCUUUUUGGGUGCAUUCCCUGUAGAAAUAGUUAAACAGUAACCUUAGGAGGCUACUUUUGCCUCAUAAAGAUUGUCCAUCCCUAUAGCUAUUCUCCCACACAUGCACCCCUCACUUCAUAAAUGUUAAAAAAAAUGCAUUCCAAAAAAGUGAUUAAUUCAAUGAAAAAGACAUUUAUUUGUUCCACUGGUGUAAGAGAAUUUUUUUAAACCCACUGAGAUUUAGAUAUCAUAGGGAUAAAGCCAUGUUUAGUCAAAACAUCACAAAUAAGAAAUCCCUGAUCACAUUUAUCAAAUCUAAUAAUGUAUAAGCUUUUAUAAACAGGCACUCUUACAUAAAAUAAAUGAGUAUUCAAAAGGCACAAUUGUAGUAUUAAUAUGUAAAUAAAAAGUUUGCACAGGUAUCAAGAAAAGUAUUUCAAUACACUGAAAUACCAUUAUUUGAUGUAUUCACAAGCCUCAAUGAAAUUGCAACUGAAAUUGAUGAAAUAAAUGAAAUAAAAAGAGUCAAGGACAAAGUGUCAAUGAAGCUGACUGUUAUGUCAAUGUGAUAUGUCACAAACGUACAUGUCUAAUGUAUCUCCAUUGUCACUUUAUGAAAGCAAGUAAUUUUAAGACAGCGAUGUAAGUUGCAGGGUACAUCACAAAAAGUAUUUUGACUAGAUUGGUACAUACAUAUCAAAAUGACUAAUAAAGUUACUGUCAUCCAUCUGCCUAUAAGUAUUGUAAAACAUGUAUAACAAAACAUUGUAAUAUCAAAACAUAUGUACUUGCAGAUCACAAAACAUACUGAAAUCAUGUAGCAUAAAAUCUUAAAUGAAAAUGAUCUUUGCUUUUUGAAAAAAAACCUAUAGAAUAAUAGUUUAUAACUAAGAAAACUAUUUACCAGCAAAAUAUAUGACACCCAUGUGGGUAAAAUCAACUUUACAAAGUGGUCUUUAGUCUCAAGGUUGAAGUGACUCUACUGUCAUGAAAUAAAACACGAUAACAUUUUAGACUGAGCAGACACCUCUUUCAUGAUACAAAGGUUCUCUCUCACUAGAUGGUAAUACUUAUAAUCUAUUCAUAUACAAAAGAAAAUAAAAACUCAAAAGAAUUCUGAGGAAAAAAAAUGCCAAGAAUAUCAAGUGAUUUUUUUUUUAAUUCCUGAGACAAGAGUAAGACGUACACAUAUACACACCAGGUAGUCCGGAAAUACUUUUGAACUGUUUUUGGAUUUCCUUUGGCAUGACAAAUACCAGAUAUUUAAUGACCAGAGAAAAAUAGGAUCAGAAAAUGAAAAUUUUUCUAUUGUCUAAGAUGUGCAAACUCUAUGUAUUCUGACACAUUUGUUUUUAACAAGACAAUCGAUGACCUCCCUUACACAGUUUAAAAUAGAUCUGAAUAUCACAUAAUGAAGGCACAAAUGCAUAAUACUUGUUAUCUAUCAUGAGAAAGUAAAUUUAGUAAAACAUAGAACCAAUUAAUAAUUCAAUAAUUACAUAUGUACAAGUGAGUUUUUCCAGCUUUUGCAACUCCCCCCACCCCAACUAAAAGAAAAACAACAAAAGCCAGGUCUACAGCUGAUAAAUGAUCACUUUUUCAAAGAUUAAGGUUCUUUCAUUUACAAUUUUCACUUAAAAACAAAAAAAGAGGCAGUAGCUUUUCUAUAAAUUUAGUCAACCAAUGUGUUUUGAUUAUUGAAGAUGCUUUGUCAUUUAAAAAUGAUCUUUUGAGACUUUAUAUACUUUAUUUACAGGUAAGAGGCAAGGAGGACUAAGGAAAUAUGCAUUUUAGAGAACUGACAAACAAAUGGAAAGAUAGUUAAAUAAAUAAAUGAAUAAAUUAAAAAAAUACAAA
Molecule: messenger RNA, 3647 nt
Organism: Pomacea canaliculata
Lineage: Eukaryota; Metazoa; Mollusca; Gastropoda; Architaenioglossa; Ampullariidae
Product: CB1 cannabinoid receptor-interacting protein 1-like
Exons: 3
Coding region: 424-927 (167 amino acids)
Biological process (GO): negative regulation of signaling receptor activity
Cellular component (GO): plasma membrane
Molecular function (GO): type 1 cannabinoid receptor binding
Source: RefSeq, a predicted model, not a curated record